This is a messenger RNA of Lathyrus sativus (Indian pea), 459 nucleotides long. The record is from the annotation of a GenBank genome assembly. Lineage: Eukaryota; Viridiplantae; Streptophyta; Magnoliopsida; Fabales; Fabaceae.
AUGGGGCCUAAACCUUUUAGAUUUAAUAAUGAUUCGUUAUCACAUAAAAGCUUGCGUGAGUUAGUUUCUAAUUGUUGGUAUACUGUUAAGAUUCAAGAUAUGAAAGCUUUUUUUUUUCCAUUGAAGAAACUUAAGGCUCUCAAAGUGGUUCUCAAAUAUCAGAAUAAAGAGGUUUUUAGUGAUAUUGACUUUCUAAUUGUUUCUUUGAGAGAUGAAGUGAACAGGUUUAAUUAUUUGGCCGAUAGUGGAGUUUUAGUUAGGAUGGACAUUGAGACUAGAUAUAAAGAAUUUUCUGAUUUAUGGUCCCUUCUUAAAAUUAAAGACACCCAACUGUUUCAACAAUCUAGAUCUCGGUGGCUUAAGGAGGGUAAUUCUAAAUCUGGAUUUUUCCAUGCUUCUGUGAAAAUUAAGAGUAGAAGGAAUGCUAUCUUAGCUCUUCAGGUUGGUGAUGUUGGAUAG